Messenger RNA from Anopheles nili, 720 nucleotides. RefSeq lists its product as uncharacterized. The transcript is spliced from 3 exons. Bases 12 to 716 code for a protein of 234 amino acids. Lineage: Eukaryota; Metazoa; Arthropoda; Insecta; Diptera; Culicidae. The record is from RefSeq and is a predicted model, not a curated record.
UACGGUAGAAAAUGCUUCGUUUUUCGCUGUACCGGUUGGUGGUGAUGCUGUGCGUCGGAAUCAUAACCUACACCGCGGUGCGAUGGUGCCACAUCCUCUUUGGCCGGGAACCAUCCGAUGGCAGACACUUUCAGCACACCUGCAACAUGACCGAGCUGUACCGGAACGAGCUCGAGCGUUUGUUCGAACGGGUGCACCGGUUGCUGGUCCAGCACGGCCUAACGCACUUCCUCUGCUACGGUACGCUCUGGGGGCAGAUACGUAUGGCGAAGAUGUUGCCCUGGCGCGAGAAGGCAGAGUUCUGUGUUCUUAACGACGAGCUGAUGCGCCACGAGGAGGCCCGGUUCAUACGCAAUUUCUACGCCAGCGAGCUACAGAUACACUACCUGCACGCGGAAGGCAUCUACAGGAUAUUCGCGAAGGAUGCGCCCGCACGGCACACGCAACCGUACGUGGAGCUGGUCGUUUUCCAGCUGGACGAAGUGCAAGCUAUGUACAAGCGAGUGGGCUGGAAACGAAGGCUCCUGCCACCGCACUGCGACUGGACACCGUCGUUAGAGUGCUUUCCGGUCAAUCUGCUGCAAGGGACGCUCCCAAAACGACCACUGGGGCGGAUGUACUACACCGUCCCGAUGGGUGGUAUCGAGCUGCAAAAGUACCACUACCCGGACAACUGGUGGAAGGACGUUAAAGUACUGAACUGUAAUUUAAUCUAGGCGA